Porites lobata is the source of this 18475-nucleotide messenger RNA. NCBI's taxonomy places the organism in Eukaryota, Metazoa, Cnidaria, Anthozoa, Scleractinia, Poritidae. The record is from the annotation of a GenBank genome assembly.
CAAAAAUGUCUUACACUUUUUUCAAUGGGAUUUCUCAUGUACGUGGAUUACCAGCCAGACUAAUCGUUUCCCAGCUCACUAAAACUGUGGGAAUAAGAGUAGCCUCUGGUAAAACCAGCUUUAAAGUCCUUGAUGGCUCCAUUGAUAAGAACAGUCCAGUAUUUCUUUCAAGACUUCCAGGCAGAGAAAAAAUGCACAAGUCUUACGAAGAGUUUACUAACUUAGCGCUGCAAGGAGGCGGUGAAAAAGCGAUCGAAAGGCACGUCAAACGGAACAAAAAGCUCCUAGUUAGAGACAGGCUUAGUAAACUGCUCGAUGAUGGCACAGAUUUCCUUGAGUUGUCGCAGUUUGCAGGGUUUGAUCUUGAGUAUGGUGAUGUGCCCAGUGCUGGGGUUGUGACAGGGGUUGGGCAAGUGUCCGGGCAACUGUGUAUGAUUAUAGCAAAUGAUGCGACUGUUAAAGGUGGAACUGUUUAUCCCAUAACUGUGAUGAAGCAGCUAAGGGCACAGGAGAUUGCCGAAGCCAACAAACUUCCUUGUAUAUUUCUUAUAGACUCUGGUGGAGGCUUCCUACCUUUACAGGUAAGGUUACAAUAAAAAACGUUCCUAAUAAAUAUUCUUCCGUGUCUGUCGAGGCACUGCCCCCUCUCACUUAAAGAUGACGGAAUCUGAAUCCUCAAAUUUUUGUUUGGCCUGCUUUUGAAAAUGACAUCCAAAAGGUUCCUUUUUGCUUGAAAGAUUUGUCCAAAGGGUCAAAAUUUUGUUGGCUUGUUUGAAGAAAAAAUCAAAACUUCGCCUGUUCAAAAACCUGUCUACCUUACAGGGGGCGGCGGAGGGAGGGAGGGGGUAUGGGGGGCUGGAUAAAAAAAAGGAACAUCCCCUUCCCAAGAGCAGUACAAAUUUUAUUUCCUUACUUGAAAAUUGCCCCAUCCAAAGUUUGAACAGAAUUUUUAGGGGAAAUAUUAGUUUGUAUUCACAAAUCAUAGUCCCAGUUAAAGAAAUUUCUAAGCGACUCUCUCUCCAGUCCCAGGGAAAGAGAUCGCAUUCCUCUGUAGUUGCUUAGUGUUGCAGAUAGGUAAAGUCAUCAAAUAGCAUGAUACAAAAGAUCAACAAAAUGGUGAACAAUACCGACACACCACAAAAGAACAGCUAACCAACAAUAGUUUCCACAACACCUAGAAACACCCCAUUUUUCCAGUCCAAAAUACAGCCCCAGUUUUCAUGAAAAUAAAAGCUGUGUUAUAGUAUACAUGUAGAAUAUCUCUCACAGCAGAUCAGCCAGCAGAUUGCAUUAACUAACGUAACUGAAUGAAUCUGUCUUAAAACAGGCUGAUCUUUUCCCGGAAACUGGUGGACGAACAUUUUUCAAUCAGGCUGUGAUGUCAAUGAGAGGAAUUCCAAUUGUAAGUGAGGUUAUAUUUUUUAGUACCAGUAAAGCAAUACAGUUUGUUACAAGGGCUCUGGUUUUUCACUAUGUUUCUUAGCCUUUUUUAUCAUCAUAAUAAUUUUAUUACUUGCUGAGAUCUCCUCUUUUUCAGUGCUUCCGAUUGGUUAAAAAUUUGCUUUAGCCAAUUGGAAACACCACCCAGAUCUUUGUAGUGAUGAGUCAUCAGGAUGGAAUUUUUGUACUUAUUCCACAGAUGUCAUUUUGUGGGGAAAUCAAUGGUACAAUUGUGAAAUAUUGGCUGUUUUCUCAGGCUAAAUAAAUAUCUGAGACUAGCACAAUUUUGGCUUAAGAAUGCUUUUCACCGACAGUCUAGCAAAAAUGCCAGUCAUGAAUUUUUAGCAUGAAUCUGGUGAGAAGCCAUCCAGAUUUUUGUCUUUUUUGCAAACAGGAACAUUAAACCACCUUCAUCUUCUAUUGAAUUUUCCUUCUUUAUGCAGAUCUGUCUUGUAUGUGGAUCAUGUACGGCAGGUGCAGCCUAUGUACCCACAAUGGCUGAUGAAGCUGUUAUUGUUGAUAAAAUUGGAACAAUAUUUCUUGGUGGUCCACCUCUAGUUAAGGUAAUAAUCAUUAUAAUAAUAAUGUUAAUAAUACAGAUAAUAAUAAUAAUAAUAAUAAUAAUUAUUAUUAUUGUUAUUAAUUAAGUGUCGUAUUUAACUGCAAGGCAUCUGACUGUCAUGUUUUACCUUUCUACAUGUAUUGCCAUUUCAGUUUGUGAAUUGGAAGAAAUAUUUUUAGAACUCUGCACUUGUUUACUCAUGUUUAAAGUCCUUACAGCUGUUAGAAGAGAGAGCCUUCCUACAAUGGUGUACCAAAAUUGAAUGUAUCAGAAACAAUUCUAAACUAAGAAUGUUGUGUUUAUAUGAAAUAUUUUUUUCUUUUACAAUGGUUCUUCUAAUUUGGAAUUUUUAGGUUAUAAGCACUUUAACAACCUUUUUACUUUUCCCCCUUUUACAAUAGUAUAAGGGUUAAUAGUUGUUGUUGACUUUCAUCCAGGCAGCCACUGGUGAAGUUGUUUCUGCAGAAGAACUUGGUGGUGCCAUGAUGCAUUCUAGGUUAGUAAACAAAAACUUAAUGUUGGGCUGUAACUAUUUUUUCAUUGACAAGCAAAUGCAGUAAGAAAAAGUAUACAGCUCUCGGAUAUAUAUAUUUUUUUCACUUGAAACUACCCAGGUUUUAUGCUGCUCAGCAAAACGGGGAAAGACUUGCUCCUGGCUCGGGGGCCUAAGUGAUAGCCACUAUGCUCAAUUUUCAAAGUGAAUUCAGCAAAAGCUCAAACCCCUAGUCAUUGUUUAUUUUUGAAGGGACUGAACUGUAUUGCUUCCCUUGCAUUUCUUCUAAUGUUGCAAUUGCCUUCACAUUUAGGGUUUUUACAUAUUUUUUUAUAAUGUAAUAUACAAUCUUUUUGAGAUGUUUGUCAAGUAGGUGAUUAUAUUGUGAUCUUGAUAGGAUGAUUUUAUUGUGAUCUCAAGUUGUAUUAAUAAUCCUUGUGCAUGUACAGUGUUAGUGGUUGUACAGAUCAUUUUGCAGUGGACGAAGAAGAAGCACUGGAGACUACAAGAAAUAUCAUUGCUACUUUAAAUUGGGAUCAGUCUAUAAUGCCAUCAGGUACAUAAAGUUAGCCUCUUGAGGUGGUAAUUGUUACACAGGAUCAUUCAUAACAAGAAGUUUUAGCUCAACACAGUGUUGUAAUUUUGGAACAGUAUUGCAACCAGUAAACAUCAUGGCAACGUUGCAAAGCUUUGUUGUGCUAUAAAUUGUUGUUGCAAAUCAUAACGUUUAGUCUGUCAGACAGUCAGUGAGUAAUUGGUUGGUCAGUCAGUCAGCAAGUUGAAUUAUGGUGAUUGGUCAGCUGGUCACUUGGCCAGUCAUUCAUUCAUUCAUUGCUUCAAUUUGUCCGCCAGUUGUCAGUCUAAUUGGUACAAUUUGUUAGUUGGUCUGUUAAUAAGUCUGUCAGUGAGUCGUUUUUUGGAGUUCAGUCAGUCAUUUUCAAUUGGAACAUGUUAGUUAGUUGGGAGGCAUAUGUGGCUGAGCGGUUAACACCUCGAACUCUGGAUCUGGAGGUCCGGGAUUCAAGCCUCGCCCGUCGCGUUAUUUCCAUAGACAAGGAACUUUACUCCACUUUGUCUCUCUUCACCCAGGUGUAUAAAUGGGUACUGGUGACAUGCUGCUCGGGGGUAACCCCGUGAUGGACUAGCAUCCCAUCCAGGGGGGAGUAGCAAUACCCCUAGGUGCUUCAUGCUAAUGAAACCGGGAUAAGCUCCGGCUGUUUGGGCCUUUGGCUUGUGCGCGCCUUAACCUUUUUAUGUCAGUUACUUGCUCUGUCAGUCAAAUUAGUCACUCUAUUGGCCUGUUAAAGUCAAAUCAGAAGUUAAGUCAGUUAUUCAGUUAGAAAGGCUAGUAUACCAGUCAUUAUUUUGGUCAAGGCAUUUACAUGUGCAUGUAGUAACCGAAUCAAGCCUAAGUAAAAGUUAGCUAGUCAGUUAGAGAUUCAACUUACUUAUCUUAAUGCUUACUUGCUGUCCUUUUUCAGAUGUAUGUGCUCCUUUGUAUGACCUGGAAGAUCUCUCAGUUUUGGCCUUGUAUGAAAGCUCGGAAUUUCCAAUAUAUCAGGUGAGCGUGUCAGUCAAUCCUUUUAAUCCUGAGAGUAGCAAACGUAAAAAGUCAAGAAACAUGAAAAUAAGUGGUUUCAUUUGAAUGGUAAUACAAUAUAGGAUAGUGACCACAUACUCAAACAUUCAUACAACCACAUGAAUGAAAGGGUUUAAUUUGAACGGUCACGGUCUUUUCGCUACAAAGUCGUUUCGCUUCAUCAUAAAGUCGAUUCGCUGCAACCAACUUUUUGUAUUAAACAGUUUAAAACAAUUUAGAAUGAACUACAAACGGUAAUAACGAGUUAACUUAGCGAAACGACUUUACAUCUUUGCAGCGAAUCGACUUCACUGCGCAGCUAAACGACUUGCAGCGAAACGACUUUGUAGUGAAACGAAACGACCAUACUCCCACAAUAGUAUUUCGCCCAUAGACUUAAAAUUAAGGACGACAUAUGCAUUCAAAACAAAAUAACUUCUGAAGAGGUUUCAUUUUCAUGAUCACACCGUACUCUUUUAUUCACAGACUCAAAAGUUGAGAGCAAUAUAGAAAACAAAUAGCUGAAAUAGUACCUUGUGAAAAUUCUGCUGAAGAGGUUUCAUUAGAAUUAAUCUUAACAAAGUGCAGAAGUGAGGAUUUUGUGCACAGACUCAAAAAUUAGAAACACAUUGCAUGAUGUUGUCCUUGAGAAAAUCUGGGAAUGGAACAGGUUGUAAACAAGACCUAUCGUUGCCCUGAAACGUCUGUGUGGGUUUAAGAACCCUUGAGGCAAAUAUUCUGAAAAGCUCCAGAGAAUUUGGUUGAAAGACGUCUGUAUGCUUCAGUUGUUUAUUCUUAACUCACACGUGUCCCAGACUUUACUGGGCUGUAUUUUCCAUGAGUCGUAAUUACAGGUUUUUUCGUGGGAAUUCUGGACAUAAUAUCAAGAGUUCAGGGGACAAAAUUUGUGGUCAAAGGAGGUUAUUAUUGACCGAUGGAAAGCUGUUUCAGCGAGCUUUGCUUCAAUGCAAGCCAUUUUCUUUGAAUAAAGCCGCUCUCUCGAAGAAAUUUUACACGACAACUAAUAACUCAACAUGCAUGACGUUCCUACCUUUGGAGGCCAGUUACAGGCAAAAUAUACACGUUCUGUACUGCCCACAGAUAUUUGAAGAAAAAUCCGCUUGGCCGAAAAAUGGGGUCGCAUGGCUCAAGCAAGCACGAAGGCGGCUCGGCCAGGAACACGUCAAACAAGCGGUAGAUUAAUUUGCAAAAUAGCAACUCUGCACGUGCAGCACACCUUUUUGUUACAUUUCUUUAUCGUCACGACACGGGUGCAACAUGAAAUUUCACGUUGUAUGGUGGACGCAAAUCCAGGGCGAAGAUUUUCUUUUCUUUUUUUAAACUUUCUUACGGUCCUAGAAAAUUCAACUUCUGAACAGCAGGCCUACAUUUGGAAUGACAGCGGUGAAACGGUUUGUAAAAGUGUAAGACAGCGCGAACUCACUUUCUAAUAACCUCUGUCCCUAUUUUGGAAAGGCUUGCUGGUGAAAAGAGGUUUGAAGCUCUUUAACCGGUAGUAAUAACUGUGAAAAGCAAAAGCUGCACUUCCCUGAACACGGCCCUCGCCUAGGGACCGUUCAUUUUUUAUGGGGUAGGGGGGGCUGGUGGGAUUUGGAGGAGUGUAAUUUGAAAAUUGUAUGACCCCCCCCCGAUUUCCGAUUUUUUUCGCAUGGCCCCCCCCCUCAUCAGAGUAAUUUUUAGGAAGGCCCCCCCCCCCAUGAAUAAAAAAAUACAUAAGGUAUUAAAAAAGUUACUGCAUUAAAAUUUCGUUUUGUUACAUUUCACGUAAUUUAGUGAAAGAAAGCUGAAAGCUAGAAAGCUGUUUUUAACAAAUCCUCACUCAAAAGAAUGAAAAGUCAAUUUCAGCUCUUCUUGUUACUGCUCGUCCUCAGCGUGUAGUAGCUGGCCGCUCGUCUACAUAUUCCUCGUCUGAGGCGAUAAUAGCAAGAACGACAUCAUUUGAGUCGUCUUCAGAGUCAGGGGCAUCACUCUUGUAAUCAUCAUCAGUUUCUUCUCCCUCACUGCUUUCACCACUGCUGUCUAGUUGACCUGAUUCAUUGCUGCCUCUCACUUCGGCUUGACCUGUUCUGAGAGUAUUCAUCUGCAGGAAGUGUCCCAUAAUUGUCUUGACUUUGUCAUUCUUGCUGCUCUUCUGAUGCUGUUUUAAUAGCCCAUGAUGUUGUAAGUAUUUGUUCAAUUCUGGCACACGGAGCUUUUUUAGUUUGGCGGCAUCUUCGCACAAAGUAGCCCAAUGAUAAUCAUCAUAGGACUUUUCUCUUGCCUCCCUACUUUCCCUUGCCCUUUCCGCCAGUCUCUUCUUUUUUUUAAAACUCUAUGACCUCAAGAUGCUGGAGAUAGUCAACCACAAACUUUGGUUUCACAAUGAAUUUGUCUCCAAAUCUAGCUACGCUCUCUGGGUCUGACAAAACUACGCUACCACUGGCAUGUGCCUUUUUCAACUGGACUCUUGGUUGCCAAUCGUCUGGAUGACGCCCCUCAUUUGGGGUCUGCUGAUAAGGAAGGUAGUAGUACUGUGGAAGGCAGGCAUGAUCAGGAAAUGGUUUCGGGCAUCUCCCUAUAGGUGGUCCAGUCCAUUCACAACAAAAAGAACAAACUUGUCCUACCUUUACUCCACAAGAAAACUUCAGAAACUCCCUGUAGUUCUCACCCUCCUCAUAAUGUUCGUUAAUAAACUUCCCUAUUUUCUGGAAGUAACUGCUGAUGCCGGCAUCCCAAAGAGACUCCAAAAAGCAAGUCUUGGUUUCAUUGCUAAUCCAAAAGGAAAAAGAUCGCUUUACUACAUGUCUAUCAUGAAGGAAGCUCACACCAAGAUGCGAAAGGAUGGUGAAAGCGACGAAUCCCUUAAAAAGCGAUUCACUGCUGAACGAUCCAGGCAGUUCGAUUUUUUGAUGUCAGAGGAGGCCGCUUUUCAAAGGGCAGAUGGUUGCUCAGAGAGGUUAGGAGAGUUACUACAACCAGAGUACCAGUUAAAACCUAGUGAUGGACGGACACUGAACUACGUUAUAAAAGAACACAGAGAGGCUGUUGAGAAACUGAAAGGGCAGUUAAAAAUUCUGAGUGAUCAUGACUCCACGCUCUUCCGGGCGAAUGGCAUUACCCUGAAGCCUGACAAGAAAUUCCACCAUGACUUCAAUGUGCAGCACAACGCUAGGAUUGAGGCAAAGCAGCUCAAGGUUUCACGGGAAUUAGAAAACCUCGAAAAAAAGAAGGAGACCUUUGACCAGGUCUUCAAGGGCUUAACAGGACACUAUGUGUCAAAAAAAAGAAAAUUAAAACAAAACCGUAGGAAAUCAAAGGGCAGAAAACGCAAACGGUUUGAAAACAACGUCCUACGCGUGUAUCAUAUCUGCGUUGCAAAUCCCCUUGCAAAAGAGCUUCCCAAUUGUCUUCUUUAUCCUCCCUCCAUGACAAUUCCGGAAGCGUGCAUAAACGUUGAAGAUGUAGCAGCAUUGUUGCUAACACGGGAUGCAGCAUUCAUCGCUCACCUACUGCAAUCAAGCUACUUCAGCAAGGCGGCACAAAGCCGGCUUAUUACCAACCUGAAGCCAGAAGUAAGAAACAGGAUGUAUUGCUUCCUGCAUCCUGAAGAUUAUAGCUCAAACGUCGGAGACACGAACAAAGAGGAAGAAGAAAACGACGAAGAAGAGGAAGAAGAGGAAGACAACGAAGAAGAAUAGGAGGAAGAAGAAGAGGAACACAGCGACGACGAGAUCGAAGAGAACGUCGAAAAUGAGGAAGGGGACACCUCGUAGUAGUUUCAUGCCCCUCCCAUUAAAUUUCUCAGAGAAAAGCUCUGGUAACGAGGUCAGCUCCAAUUCAGGAAUCAAAUUAUUGGUUUUAAUUAUAUGAGCUUGACAACAACAUUUUUAUGAAUGAAAAGAAAGUUGUUGCUAUUCAAGACUGUUAUUAUGGUAUGUUCACUGUCCUUAUAAAAUAUAAAAGCUGUUGAGAAGAUUUCUUGUUACCCUGGAACUGUUUUAGCAUAUUUGUUAUAAAUAAAAGAGCACAAUUUUUCUUCCAUUUGUAAACAUCUCUUAUCCUAUUUUUAAUCUAUUUUUUUUCGUCCGACCCCCCCUUUCCUUCAUUUUUUUUCGGCUGGCCCCCCCUUUCAAGCCAAUUUUUUUCGAGUGCCCCCCCCCAAAUCCCACCAGCCCCCCCUCUCUCAUAAAAAAUGAACGGUCCCCUAGAUGCAAGCACAAUGUUAGUCCUGUGAGAAGAACUAUCACUCCAAAUUCUAAUACUGUGAAUUUAAGUAGAUACAAAGAACACCUAUAAACGAAAUUCGGGCUUAAGGAAUUGCAUCUUUCGUCUGCAGUUAUAGUCUAUAAGUAUGUCUUUUAAAAAGAACUCCUGUUUAAUCGCUUCCUUCCAGUCCCUCAGUAAACUUUACAGAGAUCAAGAUUCACGUUUACCGCAAACGGCAAACGUUAGACUCAAGGUGAAUAGAAAAUAAGCAGAUAAAUACAGUCCCGAACGAUUCCUAUGAUUAAAAACCGGCAUAAAAGUACUUAUUUUUGUGUAGAAGCAAUAAAUAGUUAAUGGAAAAUAAGGGGAAAACUUGGUCACGUGGUACAAAUUUACGUCUGCCGUUUGGCGUAAACCUGUGUAAACGUCAAUCUCUUUUCAAAGAAAAUAGAUCCGCACUUGAUUAAGGGGGAUUCUGGUCAAAAGCCUUGUUUUUCGUUUAUUUCUGCCCUUUUUCUUUCAAAUCUAGCCAAGAUUUCAUUCAAGCGAAAAAUGGCGGCAUAAGGUCGUAGUGAUUAGUUCAAUAAAUAUUCGAGAAUUUGUGAAUAAUUUUUCUAGUGUUUUGAAUGAAUGAAAAUUAAAGUAAAAUUAUGGAAAAUUAGGAAAUAUUGGAUUUGGGGCUUGUUGAACAUAACAUAUGAGGUAAAUAAUAAGUAGUUGGCAAAUACCAGUUAGUUGACCUUUCAUACCCUAAUUUCUUUCCUUUUCACAUCGACUCCAUCUUCCCCCCGCCACAAAAAGAAAAAAAAAAAAGAAGAAGAAUUCUUUGUGGCGAAACGACCGGUAAGCCUCCCUUAAAUGAAGCAAUUUUUGCGAAAGGAGUGUGGAGAAGGUCGCUAGUUUGUUCGUUGUUGUAGAAGUUUUGUUUCAUGUGGUAUGUAAGGAACGCAUCUUAUGACUUUUGUUAAUUUUAUAGGUGUUAGCACGUUUGGUGGAUGGCAGUCAGUUUCAAGAAUUUAAGACUCAGUUUGGAUCAACACUUAUAACUGGAUUUGCGCAUAUAUAUGGGUACGUUUUGGACCAAGAUAACCUGGGAAUACAACCUUGUCUGCUGGCAAAAACUAAGCGAGGAGAAAUGGCUGUAUUCACAGGCUGUUGCCAGGGAAGCUCAAUGAAUAUAACCGGUUUCCACAAUAACAUCUCGAUCACUUGAGAUGUCUCAAGAUUGACGAUCCAGGCGAUCUAGACGAUCACAAUCUGGAGACACGCAUGAUGCAAGUGGGUCUUAAGUCAUUCAUUAUUCAUUCAAAAUAUUUGGCCGUUUCUGAUUGGCUUACUUCCCUCGGCCUUUUCUUCAUAACCAGCUGGCGCUGAUCGAAUCAGGAAGUUUUGAGCAAUAUACCAUCGAUAUUCAUUUUGGCUUUGGUUGGAUACCUUUGUUGUAACACCAACUUAUAAACAGUUGUAGCGUCGGGUUGUUUAACAAAUAAAAAAACCUUGUCUGUGCUCUGUUUUGUUGUAAAGCAGCAAGAAGCAGCUAGAGCCCAAACAAAGUGUAGGGGAAACACGAGACGUACUCGAGUGUUUCCGCCUUCUUGUUGAGUGCUCUAGCUACUUCCUAAGUACUUUACAACAGAAUAGUAAAUAAAGAAUCCAUUGAAUUCUCCGCGCAUUUCUUUCCAAUUUUUAAAACAAAUUAUUACCAGAUGGCGUGACAGCUUUAGCGCCGUGUUCUGUACUCUCAUAAAACACGCUUUUUCAGCCAAUCAGAGUGCACGUUAUAUCUGAAAUUUAUCAGUAAGAUACUAUUAGCACGGGCAAUUAUUGUUAAGGGCACCUUGGCGUUACUUCUGAAUUGCAUGAUUUGUUCUUUACUUUAGUUAUUUGGUUGGAAUUGUCGCUAACAAUGGUGCAUUAACUUCCGAAGCUUCCUUAAAGGUAAGGAAUUGUGGGAGAAGCCUUCCUUCCGAAUACGUGGUACUUUUUGUUAUGCUUUCAUUGGAAAGAAAGCUUCUCUUAGAAAUGUGAUGAUGUUGCCGUGUUAGUUCCACAUGGACGUUGUAAAUUCUGAGGCUCGUAGUUUAGUGCGUUUUCACUCACGUGGCCAGCAGCAUUGCAAAUUUAUUGGAGCAAAAUAAUACAUUUCCAGAUGAAAAGAUUCAAGGAACAUCAUCAUGGCCGCCGUACGUUAUGUUAAAACGUUCUUUACAUUGAACUUGCAUUGAAUUUUUUUGGCCAAAGACAACUAAGUUCUAACUCGUGUGUCUUUCGACAAAAUCUUGUGGUGUGUCAAUUCAGAUUAAACCUCGAUAAUAGCCUUCUUAGACGAUACCAUUCAUGAUUUAGAAACGAAUUGACUGGGGAUCGCUGUUAAACUGUGUAUUUUGAUACACAGUGAAAGCGGUGUGUACCAAAAGAUUCCAGUUAUCGCAGUGAACAGGGGUUUAAGGUUAAAUGCGUGAAUUUGUUAAAAAUUGUGUGAAGUUUAAAAGUUUAACUCGUCAUUUUACGUUUUAUUCUAAAACGGAAAAGUAUAUUGAUUUUUAAAAGAGUAAAUACAACGAAAAUACAGCUAAUAAGUCGAAACUUUAAUAUUGUCCUCUGUAAAUUGCAUUUUAAAUUGUGAUUUUGCAUCAACACCAAACAGCGAUAUCUUCCCGGAAUUAAUGAGGACGUCGACGACAACAAGCACGGCAAAAAAGCAAAACGUUAGAUAAGCAAAACAACAACUGUGCACGCAUUUUGUACAUCACCCUUUUUGGAACAUUUCUUUGCCGUCGUUGCACGACUGCGACGUGAAAGUGCCUAGUUUCACUUCUAUGGCGUGUAGCAGCUGCUUGGAAGAGAAGUCACCAGUGGUGCCUAACCCUGACCCCAAACAAUACUGAAACAAUUGAAAGAAUGACAGGUCAUUGUUUUCUGCAACCAAUCAGGAGAGACCAUACAAGCAGCUCCUACACAACUGCUUCUUGUGGAGGACGCGCCACAAGACAACGACUUCCUUUUUUUCUGAAAUUCGAUACUGUCGUUUAGGAGCCAACUCCAGAAACAUUUGCCAACAUUUGACGAAAGGAACGAGAUGGAAUAAGCGCGAAGUCGCUCUUAAAGUGACGUUUUCGUAACCGUCGUCGUCUUUAAAUUGUCAUGAUCUACGCCCGGCCUGAUUAAAAUAUCCUGAUACAAUUACUAGCAUGUUCCGCACUUCUCGUCGAAGAUCCCUCAUUAAAAUACAAUACAAAAAGGGGUUCAUUGACGAGUUUAUAAACACCAAAGACAUGGUUAAGUUAAAAGCAGUUUCUACAGCCGUGCUACGAGCCAUGAAGGUCGACACCACAAGUACACAAGUAAAAGGCAACACACAAAUAAGGAAGACAAUAUAAAUCAAAAACAUAUUUUUUGCUGACUUUUUGUACCCCGGCAUCAUUUCAUCUGACCGUUUUUCUUUGUUCGGCGUUUGGUCUUGAGUUUUGGUAUCUUGACUUGGUGGUGUGUCAUUUUGCGAGGAGGCAGAAGUCAGGUUCGAAACUGCAACGGCUUGUUGCUGAAUCUUUUGACGAUGUCUUCGGACCGUAAACAAUAUAUUGGUAUAUGCGAAGAGAGUAGCGAUUAAAAACAGCACGAAGCAGGUGGCGGAUAUGAUAUAGUAUGCUUUUAAGCUAAGAAGCCAUGAAACGUUACCAGAUGCACUUAAAAUCCAUGUGGAAACCACAGCGAUCUUGACUCUGUUAACGGUAACAAGUUCGUUGUAUCUCAGAUGUAGAUGAAGACCUAGAUAGCGAUCAACGCUUAGCAAAGUCAUGGUCAAGAACGAAACUGCAGAGAGCUGAUUCGAAGCAAGGACAAAGGCUACACCAGCCGCGCAGUUAAGAUUGGAGUUUUCAACAAAACCAGCUGUCUUGUACACGACGUACAAAGGUUGCGCUAACAGUCCUACUCCGAAGUCUGAUGCAGCCAGACCGAAAAGGAGAAAUGAUGUGGGAGAACGGAGACGUGGCCUUAGCAGAAUUGUCGCCAUUAUCAGCGUAUUUGUCAGGAUUGCUACGCAAGAGAAAACACCGUUAAUUACAGAGUUUAUAACGUAGACUUUAUCCAUGGUUCCUCGAGACUCCUUAAUAAAUCUCUCCAAGAGAGAACAAGAAAAUUGCGAAUCACCUCGCGUUGCGUUCUCUAGUGCACUCGUGUUCAUCUUUACCUACAAGCGUUUCUUGACCUCGACGACUUUGCGCUAAUCGAAGACGUUGAUGUUCACAACUGAACAAAUUUAUCAUAACCUUCUGCCUCUCUUGGAUGACUGCUCUUUACAGCUGUCGUACUAAGUGGUAACAAAACACCAGGGGCUUAUUGCAACUCUCUAAUAGUCUUCUGCUUAGUAUGAUUAUGAUUAGCAGCCUUAAUGAAAGCAACAGCAGGCAAACUGAAUCAACAAAUUUCACAUUCAGUUCAAACGUUCCGAGCAACAACUUUGUUGUGGAAAAUUAAAAUAUCGCGUGCUAGAAUUUCUUAGUAAGCCUAAAUACUGCUAACAGAGGUCCGGUGUGAGAUUCUAAAGAUGAAUUCGCAUGCGACGGGCAAAUAGAUUUCUGAAAUGGAAGGCUUCUCUGUUGAUUGCAUUUGUGCUCGUGUGCAUUGGUUUGAAUACUCUGGACAAAUAAUUCAUAAUAAAAUACAUAUUUAUAUUCCUUCGAAGGAAGUGAUAAAACCGCAUCAUUUAUGUACAACAUACAACAUGAGCUGUUGAGGUUCCUCGAUUAAUUAACUUGCAGUUCGUGUUUAGUACACUUCUCUUUUAUCUGGGGACUUAUUUAUUUUUUAAAUAAAAUAACAUUUCCAGUUGACCUUUCGCAGCAGUGGCACUAGUCUUUGCCUAGCGAGCUUGUUUUUAAGUUUUCUUUUUCGGGGCGUGGAAGGGUUAUUAGGAUCCUUAAUUUGUUGAAGCAAAAACUAGGAGUUUUUAUUGUAGUGGACCAGUUUAUUUUUUUUCUGUUUAGUUUAACGCUGCAAAAUAAUUUUUUCUUUAUAUCGGGGACGAACGCUACAACUCGUAUUUAAAAUACAGACUUUUAUGCAGAGUCGAAACGGGUCAAACAAGACCUCAUAAAGGCCUUACCUUGAAGGCGCGAAGAUAUGUAUUAAAGGUUGAUGGAAAAUGCAAAUAUAUACAUGUAUAUUUGAAGUUUAAAAUUAGCAUGUGAGUUAGUGUAUAUCCAGAGGCUAGCUUAUUAUUGUCAGCCGCUUUUAUUUGUCAGAAUUUUGCAUUAUUGAAGGCUAAAUUGUUAUUAGUUAAGGUGUUUUUUUUAAUUUUCAAUUAUAAGUUGGUAGGUCUUAUCCUAUCUAGAGAAAAUGAAAUGUAAAUAAACAUAGAUUGUGGGUGUUGUUCGACAUUUUUAAUUAUGGACUGCCUUAAAAUGACAUAAUGAAGUGUCCUAACAGCUGGGUACAUUUUUAUGUUAAAAAAGUGUUUUCGGCUUCGCCUUUGACAAAGGAAAACUUUCCGUUUUGCUAUAUUGACCCUCAACUUCCCUCACCCCUAGGAAUUCUUUCCUGCCUUUUAGGUUGUUCUUAGGAACCCUUUUAAAAAACGGAGGGAGUGCGUAAGGACUAGGAACCUUAGUAUACUACGACGGUUACAGCGGAGGGAACGAUCAGAACACAAUAGAUUUAGGAAGCAAAACAACAAUAGCCCAGGUUCGAUAUAUUAACAUUCUAAGUUGAAUUCGAGGCUCUAGGGUCAAAAUUGCAACGACUCCUCGACUUCACGACUCCAUAUUCUCGCAAUCCCCAGAAGAGACUUGAGCACAAAGAAAACCAAACCAAAUAUAGAGAUGACCGGAAAGUCUCGGAGUCAUGUUUCUUAGAAUUUUAAUAUAUCAAACGUGGGCUAUUAUUCACGUGCAUCACGCUUUUUUGUAAUUUUUUUGUGCUCAUGCACAAUUACGACGUGAAAGAACUAAAUUUUAAGUUAACUUGAAAACAGGAACGGCAAGAAGAUAAAUUCUACCAUCUCUGUCUGACGCUUCGGACGCGUUCCCCUCUCUGCAGCUUUAAUUGUAAUAACUGUGGGAAUUGAAACAAUCGCGAAAAAGUUUGAAGGGAUGGAAAAUCCAUUUUUCUGCAACGUUUUCAUUAGCGUCACCGUUGUCGGCUCGUAAGGUCCCUAAUAUGUUCGUCAUAUUCUCCUCUAAUGGCUCGUUGAAACGAAAACGGAGUUAAGUCCUGGCCGGCUGGACGCCCCAUUGGCUGGAGCGCACUUUAACCUUACUACAUCUGAUAAGAAUCUCUUCUCUUUUAAAAGAACAACUUAACCCUCUAGAGUUACUAAAAUAUAGUGUUUUUAUAUCUCUUAAAGGGAGCUCAUUUUGUGGAGUUGUGUUGUCAGCGAAAUAUUCCACUUGUAUUCCUUCAAAACAUUGUACCCCAGUCUUCGGCUGACUUAACAGUAGAGAAACGCGCCUGCUUGAUUAAAGAUCAAGCUAAGAUGAUGUCAGCGGUCGCUUGCGCCCAGGUAUUUGUACUAUAUGUAAGAUAAUGCCAGAGCCUCGAAAAUAAAAGUAAUCACCGAGCGCGUAGCGUGGGGUUAUUAUUUUUAAUAAGGCCGAGGAGCGAGGGCAUUAGCCAAUUCAACGCACCUUUCCGUUGUUUAAGAACCAGUAGUUUAUUAUUGUGGGCACUAAAAGUGGAACAGUAGGUUAUUAUUCGUAAUGAUGACCUCCUCUUGCACCUCAGUGAGCUGCCCUUCCAUUUAUUGAAAAUGAUAGCCUGUUCAUGCAUUAAUUGGGCAGAAACUGCACUGACAACUCUUCUCUUGCGUAAAAUCCCAACUAGCGAAUUGACCUGCCUUCAGAUAAACGGAUUCGUGAACUCCGACCUCUUAACUUCUCCCUUACUGUUUUAUAUUCAGCCACUUUGAAUUUCAGUUUGAGAGUUACUCAUUAGGUACGACUUUACUUGUGUUUUCUUCUGCAAUUUGUAGGUAAUUUUGUCGUGCUUAAAUGGCGUAGCAAGUUUUUCAGAAGCUUUUCCAAGUGGAUUUUUCCAUUGUUUUUUCUUUGCUCCAGUUCUUGAUAACGACUUCUCGCUUCUUCAGUUGUUUAUUGAACUUUCUUCGCACGGUUUCCUGUUGAGUUGCUCUUUUUAUAUGCAGUGAAGGUUAACUUUUUCUAUUUAUAUUUUAAUUUUUCCUUGUCUAUAGGUUCCAAAGAUUUGUGUGAUCAUGAAAGGCAGCUAUGGACCGAAUAAUUAUGCGAUGGUAAGACUAAGGGAGAGCAUUUAGCAAUAGUGUCUUUCCGCAGCGUCUGAAUAGGCCAUUUUCCAGUUGUGGGCUUGGUGUCCUAACCUUUGAGUGAACAUGAGGCUGAGGUUGACCUUGUUUUGAUAGAGACCUCCUUCCUUUUCUAAUGUAAAUUUUGCUUAAAAAAUACUAUUUAGAAAAACAAUUAAAACAUGAUUUACAUAAUAGAGCAAGCAGGGUUGUAUCAAAACAAGGUCAACUCCGCCUCGUUUCCAACUGUAAAUGUAAAAUGGGCUAUAGAGCGUUUUAACUCACGUGGCCAGCAUCUAUGCAAAUUUAUUGGAACAAAAGAAAACGUUUGCAUAAGAAAAGAGUUCAACUCCCGCAGGAUUGGUUUGGAACACCAAAAUGGCCGCCGUUUCAUUGUUUUGGGACACCAAUAUGGCCGUCGUGACGUCAUGUGAAAACACUCUAUUCGUGCAACGGUCACUUAAUUAUAAAAUGUUCUCUUGGAAGCAUGUGCUGUUUCGAUAGAGAUAUUUACAUUGCUUAAAAGCAAAGACAAAGAAAAAUUACAACUAGACAAUGAACUAAAUUUUGAAAUAUUGUACCAGUAAAAUAAGAUAGAAUUUAAAUACAGGGCUACAAGUGCGCCUCUUCUCUUAGAUAAAAUUCAAUCUUGUUUAAAUCAUUCUUACUUUCAAACGAGGUCAGAAAGGCUAAUUAUCAUACAUAUAAAAGAAUGUAUUAAUAGUUCGUCACUAAGAAACUGGUCUAUAGUGUGUCAUUGCAUCUCAGUCCGUAUUUAGAAUUCGGUUUGAGUGAAACAAGAUCACUGAUAUAUCGCGGAGCCGCACCAUGAAUGGCCUUGUACGUGAUAAGAAUAAUAUUAAAGUCAAUCCUGUGUUUCACGUUUAACCAGUAAAGAUUAGUUAACAAAGAAGUGCUAUGACAGAAUCUAGGAACUAUCUAUAUUAUCACCCAAGACCUUUAUCAGACUUGUCCGUCAAAUACGGGUUUUAAAGAAAGAUACGGCCAUUUAGACCAGCUGUUAGGUAAAUUAACUUUAAAUAAGCUUAAUCUUUCUUUUCAGUGUGGACGUUCGUUUGAGCCUCGCUUCCUCUUCACCUGGCCCACUGCUCAGGUUGCCAUGGAUACGGCGGAAAACAUGGUGGACAUUUGCGUUGUCGAGGUAAUGUAUUCUUGCAGUACAGAAGGAGGUAGGCGUAAAAAGGUUUGAUUGAACACGUUUAUCUGUGCUUAGGGCCUUUGAUUCGAUGGCCCAAAGCUAUCUCGGUAGUACUGGAACACUGACUAAUUCAGGGCUGGAAGCUCAAUCAAAUGUCUUAAACUCUUAUUAGACAAAGAGAGACGCGCUUACUAUUUUAGGGCAGAAAAGGCGGUAUCACUUCGUCCCAUCUGUGCUUACUAUUUCUUGAAUGUUCUCGCUUAGAAUACGUAAACUGUAGUCGACUAGAUAAAAGUUUCAAAACUUGGAAAAAAAACCUUUCUGACGGCAGGUAUGGGGAAUUUAAAACUCGAGUUUCUGUUGAUUUUGUUUUCUGUAGAACGGAGGUGAAAAUGAUCAAGCGGACGAGGAGAAACGUCAAGCAUUAAAAGACAGGUUACUUAAAAAGUAAGAUUGGCUCUUGUGUAUAUUACUGUAAAUCAGCCGUGAAUUUGAUGUCGUGGAUAAAAAGUAACAAAACCUGCUAAAUGUCUGUUAAGCAGGCACAAUUCUCGAUGUAUAUCGAUAAGGUGUCGGCGAUGUGUAUCGGUGAUGAAUAUCGGUUAGGUAUCAGUGAUUUAUAUCGGUAAGGGUUCGGUGAUGUAUAUCGGUACGGUGUCGGUGAUGAAUAUCGGUAAGGUGUGGGUGAUGUAUAUCGAUAAGGCUGUCGGUGAUGUGUAUCGGUAAGGUAUCGGUGAUGUAUAUCGGUAAGGUAUCGGUGAUGUAUAUCGGUAAGGUAUCGGUGAUGUAUAUCGGUAAGGUGUCGGUGAUGUAUAUCGAUAAGGUUUCGGCGAUGUGUAUCGGUGAUGUAUAUCAGUAAGGUGUCGGUGGUGAAUAUCGGUGAGGUGUCGGUGAUGUAUAUCGGUAAGGUGGGUAAGGUGUCAGUGAUGUAUAUCAGUAAGGUAUCGGUAAUGUAUAUCGGUAAGGUGUCGGUGAUGUAUAUCGAUAAGGUUUCGGCGAUGUGUAUCGGUGAUGUAUAUCAGUAAGGUGUCGGUGGUGAAUAUCGGUAAGGUGUCGGUGAUGUAUAUCGGUAAGGUGUCGGUGAUGUAUAUCGAUAAGGUUUCGGCGAUGUGUAUCGGUGGUGUAUAUCGGUAAGGUGUCGGUGAUGUAUAUCGAUAAGGUUUCGGCUAUGUGUAUUGGUGAUGUAUAUCAGUAAGUUGUCGGUGUUGUAUAUCGGUAAGGUGUGGGUGAUGUAUAUCGGUAAGGUGUCGGUGAUGUAUAUCGGUAAGGUGUUGGUGAUGUAUAUCGAUAAGGUUUCGGCGAUGUGUAUCGGUGGUGUACAUCGGUAAGGUGUCGGUGAUGUAUAUCGGUAAGGUGUCGGUGGUGUAUAUCGGUAAGGUGUCGGUGAUGUUUAUCGGUAAGGCAUAGUGAUAUAUCGGUAAGUUGUCGGUUGGUAAUAUCAGUAGGUAUCUGUAACUUGAGGUAACGGUGAUGCAUAUCUGUGCUGUAUAUCGUUAAGGUGUCGGUGAAGUGGUGAUUGCUUGUUUCUUAAGUAUUUUGUUAAGUUUCCUAAAAUAUUUACUGAAGAAUUCCUUCCAAUAAUUAGAUUUGAGAGGGAAUCAAAUGCCUACUACGGAUCAAGCCGAUUAUGGGAUGAUGGAGUUAUUCUGCCUCAAGACACGAGGAAGGUAAGAAUAACUACUAACUCUUUGUAUGAGGAGAAGAUUUAUGCAAGGAUCACAAACAAAACUCAGCGGACUUCUGUCAUGGCACGAGAUUACUCAAGUAUAUUUCAAUAA